UGGUCCUUCAGAUGCCGACUACUCAAGCCCUCUACUAGAUGACCUUGACUUGACACCUUUACGGUGCCUCUCUUUGAACAUUGAACCAGAAAUAGCUCUUUUAUUCAUGGAUCUGGCACUGAAAUCAACCCAGAGUCAGCUCAACCUUGAAAUUAGAAAUUAUGUUCCAAGCAUCACCAUGCUCGAACACAAGCUGAUGGAACGGUGCGUUACAUUUAUGUCUCCUGGAAAGCUCAAUUCUGACCAGGAUCCAGGAUCAUACGACAGGGAUACCAUCUUAGCGAAUACUCCCCAGUUUCCACCCCCAAUUCCACUUCCUCGUGUCACCAAAUGGGUACUAGAGGGUGAAUUACGCCUGCUCGAAUCAUUUGAUUUUGGUGGUGCCCAAUCGCUCGAGUUCGUUCAUGCUGGUUUCAGUUCCAGUGUGAUCUCCUCUCCGAUUCCUGGUCAUCUAACCGAACUGUAUAUAGCGGGUAUUAAAUUUACCUCGGAAACCUCAGAUAUACAGGGGAAUUAUCAUCUACCCAACUUGACGUCCCUCCGCAUGGACAGUAUCGGGCUUGAGGGAUCGUUGCAAGACUAUCUGAAGGCGCCAAAAUUGAAGCUUCUACACCUCACCUAUAUCUAUGCCCACAUAUCACCCCAAUUGGGGGAUGAAAGGGGCAUACGAAUUGCAUCUGCAAGUGUCUUAUAUGGGCUGUUCGAAGGCCUGUCCCAACUGGAAUGCCUAGCACUUCAAACGGUGAAGCUCAAUGGCAAACUCGCUAGAGAUCUCGGCAAAUGUCUGCAUCUGAAGGUAUUAGGUCUGACUAAUUGUGCAACUGAAAAGUUUAUUCCCACGUUUGUCCAAGAAAUAACUGAUAAGGAGUACCUACCCCGUCUAAGCACUCUCAAUGUAUUCGGCUCGUGGUCAUCAAAGUCUGGUAUAUCUUGCACCAGCUUCAUGAAGCAUUGUAGAGCCCAAAGGCCUGGAAUAGACGCAAAUCGAUAUGUGCGCCCGGGCGACGACGUCGAGACCGAAACCGACGAUGAUUCCGAGUCCGAUGAAGAUUUCGAAUCCAGCACUGAUUCUACUAAUUCCGACACGGAUACCGACGAUGAAACGGAUUAA
Acaulospora colombiana is the source of this 1111-nucleotide messenger RNA. The record is from the annotation of a GenBank genome assembly. Lineage: Eukaryota; Fungi; Glomeromycota; Glomeromycetes; Diversisporales; Acaulosporaceae.